AUGUCCACAUGGAAAGCAAGGUUCGCCAAAAGACUGAAAUCUUCAUCUAUCAAUAGAAGGAUGCAUCCAUUUCCAUGUUCAGCUCUGCUGGCCUGUUUUGGGAAAUCUAGGGAGAAUGCUCCCUGUGAUCAGCCCAUAGCGCCUGAUACUCAUUCCACCAUCUAUGAUCAGCCCAUGAUCGAAGCAUGUCGACACUCAAGUCACCUGAAAGGGGAAGAAGAGAAAAGGCGAGGUUCCAGCACCCAUUUAGACAGAAAUGGCAAUGCAAAUCGGAAUUCAAGUAACCACACUGCUGUCCAGCCUGCUGAGAUCUCUGCGGAUAUGCCCGGGUCUCCAGAUGGCGAUUUGGAAGGUGAAGUAGUUACUUUUCAGACUUCUAUCCCCAGACCAUCAGUUAUUGAAAUGCCAAUGGAAGAAAAGGACUCCCAAGAAGAACCUAGAUGCCUUCAGUUGGAACAGAAGAUGACAUCAGACAGCCCGUUGGAGGAUCCUGACCUUAAGGACUCAUAUCUCAUUCCAAGAAACAUCAUGGCUGAGCCAGACUAUAUAGAAGAUGACAAUCCUGAACUAAUUAGGCCUCAGAAACUUGUCAAUCCUGUCAAAACAUCCCGCAACCACCAAGAUCUUCACAGGGAACUUCUUAUGAAUCAGAAAAGGGGUCUUGCCCCUCAGAAUAAGCCAGAACUGCAGAAGGUGAUGGAAAAAAGAAAACGAGAUCAAGUAAUAAAGCAGAAGGAAGAAGAAGCACAAAAGAAGAAAUCUGACUUGGAAAUAGAGCUAUUAAAACGGCAGCAGAAGUUGGAGCAGCUUGAACUUGAGAAGCAGAAACUGCAAGAAGAGCAAGAAAACGCCCCAGAGUUUGUGAAGGUUAAAGGCAAUCUUAGGAGAACAGGCCAAGAAGUGGCCCAAGCCCAGGAGUCGUAGGCCCACGCCUCAGAGACCCCACGGAAGCUGUGAGCAGGCACCUCCUCAAUUCUUAAUCUCAGGGCAAAAGCCCCUGGGAGCAUCCCAGCCAGCAGAGAAUUGUUGCUUAAAAAAGGAUUUGGACUUGGUUCACCUACAGUCUGGGUGGGUAAAUUACCUGUGACAGUUGCAAUUCCUAUUCGCCAAACAAAGGACAUUGACCAGCACUUAGGUUGGGAUCGGGACUUGUGUUCAAAGACUUU
Messenger RNA from Pipistrellus kuhlii (Kuhl's pipistrelle), 1166 nucleotides. It is a transcript of the gene FAM107B, whose product is annotated as family with sequence similarity 107 member B. The record is from RefSeq and is a predicted model, not a curated record. Lineage: Eukaryota; Metazoa; Chordata; Mammalia; Chiroptera; Vespertilionidae. Bases 1 to 924 code for a protein of 307 amino acids. The transcript is spliced from 5 exons.